AGUCAGCAGAAAAGUCAAGAUCAGCCAUCAAGAACUAGGGAGAGAAGUAGAGCGAGCAAUUAUUGGGUGGGCCGGGUGUGUGAGCCAUCGGUGCACCUAAAGCUCCGGAUGGUGCAAGUUCCAUGCGAACCCACUUGAAUCAAGGGCUGAGGUGGGUCGGGGGUGCACAUGCGCUCGGUGCACCUUGGGAAAUUGCUGAGCAUCGGGCUGAAAGAUUGCCAAGUGGACAAGAACUACAAGCAGCUUGAAAGGCUGCCGUGUUGAAGUGGUGUCAUGUGAGCAAGUUGACCUUGACUUGUUCAUUAGAAAACACGCAAAAGACAGCCUGUCCAAUAAGCAAAGGCCUUCGAACUUGACAUUUGGGGACAAAUGGAAUUGAUUACAGAAGCAGAUAAGAUAAAACGAGGAGGAGGAAUGAGAGAAAACCAAAGAUGAUUUAAUGUGGUCGGAACAGCAAGGAGCAGUAUGAACUCGCCUUGCCUCAGGGAGGCCUCAGAAGCAUGCUUUCUUGGUUGCUCCCCCUUUGCUGGCCUUCCAGGAGCUCCGGCCGAGAAGUCUUUGACCGGCGCCGCCGUGUUCCGGCAUGACUUCCUUAUUGCCACCACCUCCUCUCUCCACCCAAAUUCACAAUUCACUAACCACGAGUCCCUUCCUUCAUUGCACGAAUCGUCUUCUUUGUUUGCAAAUGCAUUUCCCCAAUAUGAACAGACGGAUAAGGCCGAUGAGAUCCGAGCCAAUGAAUAUCAUCAUCUCUCUUCGGCUAACUAUGUUUGUCUUGACUACACAGGUCUUGGCCUCUUCUCUUACUCACAGCAGAUCGGCCAUCUUCCUGCGACUUCGAUAGCCUCUUCCUCCUCUCAUCCUCCGCCAUCGCAUUUGUCCUCGCUGGAAUCGCCCUUCCUCGUGAUUUCAUACAAAUCAGUGAACUUGAGGUCACAGAUACUUCAUGGUGUCCAAGAAUCGGAAAUCGAAUCCAGAAUCAGGAAAAGAAUUAUGGCCUUCAUGAAUGUUUCGGAAUCUGAUUAUGCCAUGGUUUUCACUGCUAACCAGUCAUCUGCUUUUAAGCUUCUUGCAGAGUCAUAUUCCUUCCAUUCUAAUACUAAUCUCCUGACAGUGUAUGACCAUGAAAAUGAGGCAGUAGAAUUGAUGCUAGAGAGCGCGAGGAAGAGGGGUGCACACACCAGAUCAGCUGAAUUCUCGUAUCCGAGGAUGAGAAUCUGGUCAGAAAAAUUGAGGAAGAUGAUAAUUGGUAAUAAGAGGAACAGGAGAAGAAGAGGGCUAUUCGUUUUCCCGCUCCAAUCAAGAAUCACCGGGGCUCAAUAUUCAUACUCAUGGAUGGGAAUGGCACAGGAAAGAGGUUGGCAUGUUCUGCUCGAUGCAUCUGCUUUGAGACCUAAGGACAUGGACACUUUUGGCCUAUCUAUCUUCAAGCCCGACUUCCUCAUUUGCUCGUUCUACAAGGUUUUCGGGGACAACCCAUCUGGUUUCGCUUGCUUGUUCGUCAAGAAAUCGAGUGCUUCGAUCCUACGGGAUUCGGAUGCAGCUAGAAGUAUAGGGAUUGUGAGUCUCUCCCCCAUCACAACAUCUUUUCGUCAUUUUCAGGAAUCUGCUCAAGAAGGCAUCAGUCAGAGACCAAGUUCAGCAUUAUUUCAGUUGCAAAAAAAUGAUAUUAUAUCUGGAAUGGCGCCUAAAGAAAUGCAUUACGGAUCUCCCGAGUUGCAUUCAUCUGAAGUGGACAAUGUAACACCAGAGGCAGUGUCAUCUACUGAGAUUAAAGUAGUGUCAUCUACUGAGAUUGAAGAAGUAGAGACACCCUUUGAUUCCGUCAGAUCAAGAAUUACAGAGACCAGCUUUGAUGGGAGGUUGGAGAUCGAGUUUCGAGGCCUUGAUCAUGCAGAUAGAUUGGGCAUAAUACUUAUAAAUUGCAGAGCAAGGUACCUGAUCAACUGGCUUGUGAAUGCGUUGCUGAGCCUGAAACAUCCGGAUUCAGACACCGAGCUACUUCCCCUGGUCAUGAUUUAUGGGCCAAAGGUCAAAUUCGAACGAGGACCGGCGGUCGCGUUCAAUGUGUUCGACUGGAAAGGGGAGAAGAUCAAUCCUGUGCUCGUGCAAAAACUCGCCGAUAGAAAUAACAUUUCCCUCACUUGUGGAUUUCUGCAACAUAUAUGGUUUGCGGACAAGGAUAAGGAGUGGGAGAGGACGUUGGAGACCAGAACAAGUGUGGCGAAAGGGACGGAAUCAAGAAGGAAGAGGGACGACCGCCGCGGUAUAUCGGUCGUCACGGCUUCACUCGGUUUCUUGACCAAUUUCGAGGAUGUGUAUAGGCUGUGGGCAUUCGUUUCGAGGUUCUUGGACGCGGAUUUCGUCGAGAAAGAGAGGUGGAGAUACACGGCCCUGAACCAACAGACGGUCGAAGUGUGAAAUCAGAGUUCUGUCCGAAUCUUCUCCAACUCUUGGAAACAUUUUUUGUUCUUCAUUCUUCCAUUCUUUGAUUCAUCAUUCCUCCUGAGCAUAUGCUUUGUAGGCAGCCAGGUCUGAUUUGUUGAUCUAUAAACUUGUACUUUGAAGAACUUUUCUGUCAUAACAUAUAAAUUAAUCCGCCAAUAUGUUACAUUAA
Messenger RNA from Syzygium oleosum, 2617 nucleotides. RefSeq names its product molybdenum cofactor sulfurase. The record is from RefSeq and is a predicted model, not a curated record. Lineage: Eukaryota; Viridiplantae; Streptophyta; Magnoliopsida; Myrtales; Myrtaceae. The transcript has a single exon. Bases 466 to 2421 code for a protein of 651 amino acids.